Messenger RNA from Exserohilum turcica Et28A, 1410 nucleotides. RefSeq lists its product as uncharacterized. Lineage: Eukaryota; Fungi; Ascomycota; Dothideomycetes; Pleosporales; Pleosporaceae. The record is from RefSeq and is a predicted model, not a curated record. The transcript has a single exon. Bases 1 to 1410 code for a protein of 469 amino acids.
AUGGACUCCGCCGCCAAAGCCCCGCCGUGUCCCAUCACCGAGCUGCCCGACGAGCUGCUCGUGGCCGUGGCAUCGCAUCUCGACAUCCAGCGCGGUCCCCUGAUGGACCGCGGCGCUGAAGCCAGGCGGCGGCAGGCAAAUACCGCGACUGUGCUCGACAUUCAUGCAUUGGCCCUCACAUGCCGCAAGCUCAAUGCCAUUGCCACUCCGCUUCUCUAUCGGUGUAUCGUCUCUUCCCAGACGCCUUCACGCGUGGUGAAGCGCCUGCUGCGUACCCUCGUCGCACAGCCAGAGCUCUGUCGACAUAUCCGCUACAUCGAGAGCCCUGGAUGCGUCGUCGACUCUCCCAGCGUCCGCCUGCGCGAGGAGAAAUCGCCCGACCGCCUGACCAAGAGAGAAAUGUCAGAAUAUAUUGAUCGCCUGUCAUGCCUAAAGUGGUGGGGCGAUUCCAUCGACGCAUCGCUUUCCGAUUCUUUCUCCAGAGACCUGCACGAGCUGGCGUCGCGGCACGGGCUAUUUGGCCGUCUCCAUGCUGCAGCUGUCUGCCUGAUGACCGUCGCCCAGAACCUGUCCCAGGCCAUCAUCUCGUGCGUAUCCUUCUACGCAUCCAUGUUUGCUUGUAAACGAUACUACUCAAGCAACCGUCUCCAGACAUUGUGGAUCUACACCCCUGGUAGCAAUCCACAUUACCUGCGUCGAUACGACGCCGGGCCUCGACCCUCAGGUAAUCCAAUUGUAACACUACUUGGUCUGGAGUACGAGGAUAGUUUCCGCCGCUCAAAAGCUUCCAUCGUAAUGGAUACAGUGUCCCUUGAUGGCGAGGACAUUGUUGAAGGCACACUCCAACACCUUCUGAUGCCUUUUGCAGCGCUGAAGCGCUUUGAGUGCCGUUGGCGCAACCUGAGCACCCUUCGUGAACACGUGAGGCUGCCGUCGCCCCCAGCGGGCAUUGAUCUUCCAGCAUAUCGAUCCGUCUUGCUGACAUUGAGCGACUCGCUCGAAACGCUAACCAUAGACACCACGGACGCUACGUGCCAGGUCGACAUGGACGAAGACAUCCCUGCAUUCGGGAGUUUCCGGCAAUUCACUGCGCUAAAACAUCUCAACGUGUCCGGUCUCGUUCUCUUUGGAGACUGCCAUGGCCAAGACUACCCUCGCCUAUCUGCUAUCUUACCCGAUUCUCUCGAAACACUGAGCAUCAAAACCGAGUGGGACCGGGACAUUGCUGUCGUUCUCGUCACUCUCUACAAAGAUCUGUCUACCACGCCUUCUCGAUUGAGGAUUUUAGAUUGCAGCUGUGGGCCUGCACCGAGAAUGGUGGCGGAGAUGCUGAUGGCAGCAUUUCGGACCACCGGUAUACAUCUCGUACUGAGCAUAGAUGAGACGGGUGAAACCUCUCUCGGGUAUUAG